CUUGAUGUCCGUCUCUCUGUCAGUGCCAGAUAAACAGCCGCUUGUUUAUGCCAUGAUUUUGCCAAUAGGCAUUGAUCCUUCUGCUCUGCGUUGCUGAAACAUGUCCAGAUGUGAGGAGGCAAGAAAUGCAACUGACUGGUCCCAGAGACGAGAGUGGACAUUUAAGAAACUUCUGAACAGCAGAAAAACAUCUGGACAGACACUGGAAAAACAGCUGUCUUCAACCUUGAUCACAUCUGUUGAUCUGAGGCCUGUUAGGAAAAAAAGAUACCUGAACAUCACAUCACAACAUCUGUAUUGUAGAAAUUAAUUUGAAACAUUAGAACAACACCUAGACAAGAGGUUCUGGCCUCUGAACACAAUCACAUGUAAUAUCUGUCCCACAGCAGAGAAACAUGUGGUUUCAUCACCACACAGCUGGUUGAGUUUUUGAAAACUAAUCAGCUGUGUUCUCUGAACUCUGUGAACAAGGAACGUGGGAGAUGGGAGGAAUAGUGUGUACAGAAGAGAUGAAGGAGGAGAAGAGGAGGAGCGAAGGGAGGGAAGACAGUUUGGCAUCAGCAGACAGAAUACGAAGAUUCACCGUCAAACAGUUUGGAUACAAUGUUCUGAGCCUGGCUCGCCGAGGUCUGAAGGAGGUUCCAGAUGAACUGUGGGAGUUGUUGGAGUUGGACAAGCUGAAUUUGUCUCUCAACAGCCUGACUGUUCUUCCUUCUCAGCUGGCUCUGCUGUCUAACCUGGUGGUCCUCAAUCUGUGGGGUAACCAGCUGAGCAAUUUGCCACCAGAGAUCGGUCAGCUGAGGAAACUCCGAGUUUUAUUUGCCUACAGAAACAGACUUAAAGAGGUUCCUGAAGAGCUGGGCGCCUGCACACAGCUGGAGGUGCUGAGUUUAGCCAACAACCAGCUGUCAUCGCUGCCGGCUUCUCUCUCUAAUCUGACCCAAUUGAGGAAGCUCAACCUCAGUCACAACCUCAUCACUCACAUCCCGGGCUGUGUCUACAACAUGAAGGCUCUGGUGUUCCUUCACUUGGCCUUUAACCGUCUAGAGAACCUGGCAGAGAACAUUCAGGCUCUGGUGGAGCUCAGAAUUCUCAUUGUGGAGGGAAACAGCAUCCACUCAUUGCCCAAGGCCCUCUGCUGCCUCACCAGGUUGGAGUUACUGAAUCUCGACUUUAACGACAUCAAGGAUGUUCCACAGGAGAUGCACCAGCUGUCCCGGCUGGAGAAGCUUGCUUGCCAUCCUCUGGAUAAAGGACUUCACAUUGUCCACAACCCGCUGCUAAAACCAGUGAAGGAGGUGCUGGAGGGCGGGCUCGGUGCACUUUUUAACUACCUGAGAGCAGGGUAGCUUGUAACAACAUAAGAAAUGGAUUUAGAACUUUUUCAAUACAUUUUAACUACUUAAAGUGUUGAAUAGGGAGCAGGAGUUUUUAAACUACCUUAGAGCUGCAGAAUGGACUUAUAGCCACCCCAGUGAUUUGUGCGAGGCGGGGCUUUUGUUGUUCUUAAACAACCUGUGGGCUUGGAACAGGGGCAGGUGACUGAGAUGACUGAGCAUGUGUCCAAAUGGAUGUAUGUAGACUAGUAAAAUUUUUCUUAAAGAGAAGUAACUUUGAAUCCCUGAAGAGGUUCACAUAUGACUGCCAGCACUGAUAAGUGGACUGGACAGUAUGGUCCAGCACCUAUUAACCCUCCGACCAGUUUCCCCAGGAAACAGGCUCAGCCCAGUCAGUCCUCAUGUUCUGAUCUUACAUCAUCAAACAAGAUCCAGAUGAAUACGAUCAGCUAGUGGUUCUUAUCCCUGUGCUUAGGACUCAUUCACUGACACUUCCUGUCAUAUUUCUGCUCAUCUGAAUUUAUUGAACUGGAUAUUUCUUUUAACUGUAUUGAUUAUGCAGAACUUGGCACUGCAUUUACCCCUUUUAUAGCUCUUCCAAAGACCUUUAGAUAAUACUGACAUCAUAUGUUAACCCUCUGCUCAGGUUCUAACUAGUCUCCUUACUCAGUGAGGUAGAGUUCAACUGUCACAGUUGACCAAUAUAUGGACUGGUUAUAUUUAAGUAAAUCUAUACCUGCAUAACCACAUAUGCAUGUGACAUUUCUACAAGUUCAGAAAAACAAAGUAGAAGAUUGUUUUAGUUUCUUGUUAUCUCACAUUUCUACUAUGGAGGACCACAAGAGCCGCGCGCAUCGAAAUAAAGAAUU
Messenger RNA from Pundamilia nyererei, 2206 nucleotides. RefSeq names its product leucine rich repeat containing 30a (gene lrrc30a). Bases 483 to 1349 code for a protein of 288 amino acids. Lineage: Eukaryota; Metazoa; Chordata; Actinopteri; Cichliformes; Cichlidae. The record is from RefSeq and is a predicted model, not a curated record. Gene Ontology annotation, cellular component: cytoplasm. The transcript has 8 exons. Gene Ontology annotation, molecular function: protein binding.